Molecule: messenger RNA, 575 nt
Organism: Culicoides brevitarsis
Lineage: Eukaryota; Metazoa; Arthropoda; Insecta; Diptera; Ceratopogonidae
Gene: UK114
Product: rutC family protein UK114
Exons: 5
Coding region: 92-514 (140 amino acids)
Cellular component (GO): cytosol; mitochondrion
Molecular function (GO): deaminase activity
Source: RefSeq, a predicted model, not a curated record
ACGAUCUAGUUAACGAUAGCAGCGACAGUCAUUCCGAGUCUAACGAAGCAGACGUUCCUCUUCCAUUAAUUAAAAUAAUUUUUCACUGAAAAUGUCGACUUUGAUUCGAAAAAUCAUCUCAAGUGCAGCAGGACCAAAACCGGUCGCCGCUUACAAUCAAGCGGUUGUGGUCGAUCGUACGGUUUAUUGCUCCGGAUGCUUGGGUAUGGAUGAGAACAUGAAACUCGUGGAUGGCGGAGCAGCUGCUCAAACAAAGAAGGCACUUGAGAACUUGAAAAACAUCUUGGAGGCAGCGGAUUCCGGACUUGAUCGUGUCGUGAAGGCAACAAUUCUUUUGAGCAACAUGGACGACUACAAAGCUGUCAAUGAGGAAUAUGCGAAAGUAUUCACGGAAGGCUAUCCAGCAAGAACUUGUUAUGCCGUAUCGAAGUUGCCAUUGGGAGCUGCGGUCGAAAUUGAAGCUAUUAGCAUCACAGGAAGCGUCAAGACUGAAACUGACAAACCGAAAUUGUAAAUUUUGUGGGUAUUUCGAGGCAUUUUGAAGUCCCAGCCAAUAAAUUUCGUUUUAAUUUUAA